Molecule: messenger RNA, 3333 nt
Organism: Xylona heveae TC161
Lineage: Eukaryota; Fungi; Ascomycota; Xylonomycetes; Xylonales; Xylonaceae
Exons: 4
Coding region: 469-3045 (858 amino acids)
Biological process (GO): galactose metabolic process
Molecular function (GO): nucleic acid binding
Source: RefSeq, a predicted model, not a curated record
GGACAUUUUCGAUUCUCCACCCUGCCACCGUUCCCUUUUGGCACAGCCUCUAGACGGCUCGUCACACGGACGAUCCGGGGAAUUGUCUUUUUAUUCUCCAGAGGUUUUUAUUCUUACCUCCGCUCCCUUCCGCGAUUCCUCGCUGAUUUCGCGUGCGACUGAGCGGACUGUCUACAGCCCGAUUCUCUGCAACGACGAUCCUCUUCGCAUUGAUUGUCGUCCAAGAUCCAGCUCCUCGAUUUCCUUCACCCGUUGCGGAGUCUUACUGUCCCUCUCCAACCAUGCCGCAAGCUUCUUUUUCAAUCCUUUUCGUUUGGUCUGAAACAUCCGCUGUUUGACUUGGAUUUGCGAUUUACCUCCGUCCUUACAUUCUUUCGUGGACAUUCCCUUUAGCUCAGGGCACUUGGAUUUUCGACUCGUCUACUGUACUCGUUAAACAAGCUGGACUUUGUGAAACCGAAUAGCAAAAUGGCUAGCUUGACAGAUAAUGCAAGCGGUGCGAAGCUGUCAUUUGCACAGAUUACAGCUACCACUUCUGCAAAUUCUUCGCCGCCUGAUGUCAGCAAAAGCAUGCCUGUCCCACCACAUUCUCUGGCCCCCAUGAAUAGGCCCGCGGAGGUCUCGAUACAGGCGAAUCCUGAUCGCUCCAAGAGGGUAAAUCCGGAUGAUCUCGAGGGCGUCACCGAAGACCUUAAUGCCGUUCAAAUUAAGAGCCAAUUUGAUAGUGCGCAUCCGAGAAAUAUCGAGAAGCCACAUACUCCCAUUGUAUCCUCAGUCCAAGAGGACGAUCAAAUACAUACUUCUGCGUCGGAUGUCUCGACUAAGGCACCCAGUCUCGAUGGCAAGAGCGUAGCUUCUGUGACGACGUUUGCUAUGGACGAAAGAGAGUCACUUCGUCCGGACGACAGUGCCAGCGUGAAAGCCGCUGAAGAUGACGAAACAUAUUCCGGCCUUGGCUCCGGUGCCAAUGGUUCAAGGUUGGGUUCAGAUAACGGUGGUCGGCCUUUCCGAGACCAAUUUCAUGAGAUCUCCGAGCGCAUGGGUCCCUCUCCCCAUCGAGGAAUAAUUGCAGCCCGCUUCAAUCUUCCCAACUUCCCGCCUGCAGGACCCCAGGCUCUAGCGACUCCUCCUUCCUCUAAGAGUGCUGCGGAGGGACAGUCUUUGCCCGGCCAUGUGCCUCUGGAAGGCCCAGGUGCUGCUUACUUCUCAAAACAGGCCCCAGACGAGAAAUUGCUGGAAGCUCUGGAAUCACCAAAGGAUCGUUUAUUUCUUCUUCGUUUGGAGCAGGAUGUCAUAUCCUUCGUAAAAGACUCAAAAGAACCCACGCUCGAUUUACCCCCGUGCAAUUCCUUCUACCGUCUUCUAUCCCAUAAACUUGCCGAUUAUUAUUUCCUCACACAUUUUGUGGAUAAUACGAUUAGCGCUGUUCGGCUUUACAGAACGCCAUUCUGUAGACUUCCUCCACCUUUGACUGGAAUUUCUAACCCUCCAACUUCGACAAAUACACCACCACCUAAUACGCCACCCGUCAAAAUAAUGCGACGAGGGGAGGAAGACCCGAAUAAGCUCAACUCUGCGGGAGACUCUGUGCAGAGCUCCAAAGACGCCUCAAAAGCUGUCUCGGAAGCUGGAGGCGCAAGUGGAACUGAAGGUUCCCCUGAAGGAACCAAGUCACCGGGUGGAUCGAUUCCCGCCAAAGAUAAAGCAUCAAUGUCUCGUGAAGAGCGAGAAGCAAAAUACAAAGAGGCACGGGAUCGAAUUUUCAAAGGCUUCGAAGGCUCUGAGAGCGGCGAAACGAGCAAUGGCAGGGACGACUCAAAAGGUGUCUCUCGAUCGAGUUCUGCAGCAGGUAAAAGAAAACCCAGGAAAGCAAGAGAGGCCGCGGACGAUGGAUUUGAGGCCAGAUCGCAGUACAAUGUGUAUUAUCCUUCCCCAUAUGGCAUGUCGCCGUACCCUGGAAGCAACUCUCGAGGAUCCUUUCAGCCACCCUUUGCGGUCUCUUCCCAGGCUCCCGUCAACCCAGCACAGGGAAUAAUGAGCCCCGCGUAUGGUCAAACAACUCCCUCUGAUGUUCAGUAUCAAAACGCGAACCAGCAAUCCUUUUCAGGACUGCCGGCCGCAUCCUUCAAUCAGAGUCUUCACCAGACACCUCCGAUGGGCUAUUCUCAACCGGUUGGUUCUCAGCGGCCACUUCUACCCCAAGCCUCGAACCCACAACAGUACCCAACGUUCAGUCCGCCAUCAAUCAACGCAUUUCCAUCAGGGGACCGGCCGCCAUCCCACCACGGCCCACAACCAUGGGGUCAAUCAUACUACCCCAGCGGAUUUCAAGCGCAGUCACCUCAAUUUUCGCCCCAAAGGCUACCCCACGAAACACCUCCUUUCCCGUCCGGCGCUCCUUCCGGUCCUUGGGGAUUUGGACGCUAUAAUCCUGGACCAUAUGGUUCUGGAUCUCAGCAAAACCCACAACAACCUCCGCUGCCGCACCAUCCUAUGCCUGGUAGCUACAACCGCGCGUCCUUUAAUCCGCAGACACAGUCCUUCAUUCCUGGAAACUCUUUUGCUCCAGGAUCACCUGCUGGUAUGGACGCUCGUCCAUUUCCUGGGAACCCCAAUUUCUCUCCCAUGAACGUUUUGAGCAACCGCCAGGACGCAAUGGGGAACGAGAGACCCAGCUAUAAUCAGUUCACUGGGCCUAGGUACGGCCCUCAAACUCCGCUUCAAGGUAUCAAUGGAAUUCCUACGGGGCCCAUACAGCAUUUUGGCUCCCCUGGAAGCCAGGCGAGGUUCAUCAAGCCGCAACAACCUCCCAAUUCGAUCUCAAAAUGGGGCUCGCCCUCUCAUCUUCCAUCCAAGCCACCUGUGUCUCAAUUCUCAAAUUUUAUGGACAGUCAGCGCCCGUUUCAAAACCAGCCAUACCCUGGCAUGGGACGUGGUGGGCCUAGCCCAAGCAUGUCUUAUAGUGCACCCAAGCCCUACGGUGCCAUGCAACCGAUCGGUCCUCUCAACGCUGGCGUGAACUUGCCACAACAGCCGGGAGCGUGAAGUAAACAUGGGCAAGGACAUAGAGGACGCUUCCCUCACGAAAAAAAAUCAUCUUUGAACGCUUUUUCUAAUAAGUCAGUAUCAGAGCGCCUUACAAGCGGCUCAUCUUGCAUGUUGUGGACGGCGCGAACCUUUCCUCAUUUUCUGAAUUCUUUUGAUACUUGCAUUACGCCUCUUGUCAUGUUGUAAGCCUCAAGCGCUGUUCGACAGCACACUGCGUGUUCUUUUCUCAUAUUAGAUGCAAUAUGCGGCAUUGACCUCGGUGCCUGAGGACUUGAAAAUGGGACA